Anolis carolinensis (green anole) is the source of this 3164-nucleotide messenger RNA. It is a transcript of the gene prepl, whose product is annotated as prolyl endopeptidase like. Gene Ontology annotation, biological process: proteolysis. The record is from RefSeq and is a predicted model, not a curated record. The transcript is spliced from 15 exons. NCBI's taxonomy places the organism in Eukaryota, Metazoa, Chordata, Lepidosauria, Squamata, Anolidae. Gene Ontology annotation, molecular function: serine-type endopeptidase activity. The coding region runs from base 317 to 2476 and encodes 719 amino acids. Gene Ontology annotation, cellular component: Golgi apparatus; cytoskeleton.
AGCGGAAAGCUUUCGUCGCCCAGGCAUGACAUCAUUAUUGCCCGACUGGCCAUGUUGCUGCAUGUUAGGGCUCAACAUGUUCAGCUUCAGCCGCAUUUGCUGAGACUCGGGUUUGUUAUGUUUCGACUUACAGGGAAAGCAAAAGUUCCACUCUGAUUCCUGGGAUUUGAAGACUGAAUGGCUGCAGUAAAAGAAAACAUACACUCAGUUUCUACUAUGUUGUGGUAUCUGUGUGAAUUGUGCCUGACACCGCCUUGAACUCAUCGAAACAUGGAAAUAAGAAUCAACAAUCAAGGAAAAUGAAUAUUUUGUCAUCAUGCAUUUUAGAACGAAAUAUUUUCUUCGUGUUCUGAAGCCCAGUAUUAGUCCCUUCAACAACUGUCCCAAAUGUUUCCUCUCUCUAGUUCAAAGACCUUUUUGUCAAAGAGAGCUACAAGUGUGUUGGUUUCCAAAGUGCUUUAGAAAUACUUAUAUUGUUCCUGGUUUCCAAGGAGGCAUUCAGCCCAGGAGAUUCUUUUCCUAUAAGGAUCUUCUGAAGUCGGAACAGGCAAACUGGAAGGCUUGUUCAGCAAAUUACACAGAUUUGACAGAGAGAAUUAAACGAAGAUUAGAAGCUCAUUAUGAGAAGUACUCAACCAGUUUGCACAGCCUGGUGGUUAAGCUUGGAGAGUAUGUUUACUUUGAAGAAAAUGGCUGCAUAUUUCGUUCAAAAGUGGGAGAAAUAGAUGAAAAAAACAGUGAGCCACUACUUAGUGCAGAGGCUCUACCAUUUCAUGAUUCCUUAAUCCAUCGCAUCCGAAUUUCUCCAGAUCACAAAUAUUUGGCUGUUGGAAUUAAAAGUGCAAAUUCUGAAGAAUGUGCUUGUGUCAUUGUAAAACUAAAUGCACUACCAAACGUUGAAUGCAUUAUCCCAGAUGUGUACAGCUUUGAAUGGGCUACACAUGACAUUCUGUUUUAUACCAUCCAGAAGAACCUUCAGUGUCAUGAUGUGUAUUUGUCUGAUUUUAGUAAAAAAUGUUCCAGGCUGGUUUAUAAGGAGCAAAAUGCAAGGUAUUUUGUGGAUCUCUACCUCACAAAAGAUAAACACUUUCUGACUAUAAACAGUAAUAGCAAAUCUACUUCCGAAGUGUGGUUGGUUGACUGCUGCUAUCCUUUGAAGACUCCUCUUCUUGUGCAAGAACGGACUGAAGGAAUAAUUUACCAUGUUGAACAUAGAAACAAUGAGUUGUAUAUUCUUACAACAGUUGGAGACCCAAUAGGAUACAAGCUGAUGAAGGCUCCAGUUGACUCAUGUGGUUUGGAGAACUGGCGGUUCGUUUACACAGUAAAAGAAAAAGCAAAACUGGUUGAUUUAGAGAUGUUCAAAGACCACUGCGUUGCCUUUCUGAAGUUCUCCGGCCAGCUCUAUUUGGAUGUUAUUUCUCUUGUAUCAAACUCAGUUUUCAGAAUUAAGCUACCUGCUUGGGCCUGUUCAUUUGAAUUGGAGCCGCGUCCUGAACAUACCACCAGCACUUGCUGUUUUUGGCUGAUCUCCCCAGUUCAACCUCCAGUACGCUUUGCAUAUUCACUGGCAGACAACCGCCUUGUUGAGCAUACAACACAAGAGGCACCAAUUACUGUGAAUUGUCACACCAUACGCUUAGAAGCUAAGAGCAAGGAUGGAACUUGGGUGCCAAUUACCGUUUUUCAUGCAGCCAGUUCUAUAGAGCUGUGCAGGAGGCCACUUCUGAUUCAUGUCUAUGGAGCUUAUGGCAUAGACCUGAACAUGAGCUUUAAGGCAGAAAAUCUCAUGUUAAUCAAUGAUGGGUGGAUAUUAGCAUUCUGCCAUGUAAGAGGUGGAGGAGAGUUAGGCCUGGGUUGGCAUAAAGAUGGUUGUCUAAAGAAGAAGCACAAUGGUAUCCAAGAUCUCCAAGCCUGCAUUAGGUUGUUACAUGAACUAGGAUAUUCCAAUCCAGCGCGUACAGCCCUGAGGAGCCUGAGUGCUGGAGGAGUUAUUGCAGGAGCCCUCUACAAUAAUGAUCCACAUCUUAUCAGAGCUAUGGCUUUGCAGGCCCCUUUCCUGGAUGUUCUAAAUACAAUGCUAGACCCACAUCUUCCCCUAACUAUUGAAGAACAAGAAGAAUGGGGCAACCCAUUAAUAGAUGAGUCCUACAAGGAGUAUAUUAAAAAUUACUGUCCAUAUCAGAACAUCAGGCCACAGAAUUAUCCUUCUCUUUUCAUCACGGUCUCUGAAAACGACCAACGGGUACCUCUGGCGGGGUUAUUAAGAUUCAUUUGUAAACUUAGAAAAGCUGUGCAAAACAAUGCCCAACUCAACAGCACAGAUGACAAAGGACUGCAAGCACCUAAUAUUAUCUUAGAUGUUCAGUCAGGAGGGAGUCACUGUGCUCCUUCAUGGGAGGAGUCCUUAAAUCAGUUCAGCGGUUCAGCAGAAUUCAGCUGUUCUGAAAGAGCGCAUAAGAAGUUUUCUGCUUAACAUAGAAUGCAUACACAGAAACAAGUUACUGUCUUCACCCACUUGCUGCCAUGGAAAGAAGCAAAGCAAUUUUGAAAGCAUUUUGUGACACAACCUUCAGAGUUACUGCUGCUGUUCUGAUCACAAGCUGUGUUAUACCUGACAGUAAUGCUCAAUUCACAGGAAGCUUUUCUGAUCUCAGUGAAAAGCCCAUUACAGCAGCUGCCAUUUUCUAAAGAGAAUUGAGCAAGAAGAACUCUGAUUACUCUUCAGAUGGCAGGAGAACCCACAUUAUUAUCCCCAAUGUUAUAAGAGCACUAAUAGCUUUGGAGGAGAACCAGCAGUGGAUCUGGAAAGAGCGGGUAAUCUCUCUCUGAAGAGUGGUAAAGGCGACAAAGAAUGAGCCUGUUGUUCUUUAACAAUGAAAAGGGGUUUUUUAUUGUUUUAGGUUGCAGCACAACUGGCAUUUCUGUACAACGAGCUUGGACUUGACAAACAAGAGUGAAUCAGGGAAGAUGGAGAGCAGUUUUUUGCCAAUUGGUAAAACCAGAAGAAAUAUUUCAGACUGAAUUAAAAACUAUUCAUCAUACGAUUUUUAAGAAUUACCUAAUUUGUACAGUUAUCUCUUUUCUUAAAAACAGAGGAAAUCCUAUUUUUGUUAUAUUCCAAAUGUUAUUGUUUGAUUAAAUACCAUCACUGUUCAUUCAUA